AUGGUCUUGACGCGCGGCGCCGCAGAGGGGAGCUCUGUGGGCGCAGCAGAGGGCAGCUCUGUGGGCGCGGCAGAGGGGAGCUCUGUGGGCGCCGCAGAGGGCAGCUCUGUGGGCGCAGCAGAGGGCAGCUCUGUGGGCGCAGCAGAGGGCAGCUCUGUGGGCGCGGCAGAGGGGAGCUCUGUGGGCGCCGCAGAGGGCAGCUCUGUGGGCGCAGCAGAGGGCAGCUCUGUGGGCGCGGCAGAGGGCAGCUCUGUGGGCGCGGCAGAGGGCAGCUCUGUGGGCGCGGCAGAGGGCAGCUCUGUGGGCGCCGCAGAGGGGAGCUCUGUGGGCGCGGCAGAGGGCUGCUCUGUGGGCGCGGCAGAGGGCAGCUCUGUGGGCGCAGCAGAGGGCAGCUCUGUGGGCGCGGCAGAGGGCAGCUCUGUGGGCGCGGCAGAGGGCAGCUCUGUGGGCGCGGCAGAGGGCAGCUCUGUCGGCGGGGAGCGCGACUUCAGCCCCGGCGCCGGGGCGACCGCGCCGCCCCACAGCGUGUACAGCAAGUAG
Bacillus rossius redtenbacheri is the source of this 540-nucleotide messenger RNA. RefSeq lists its product as uncharacterized. The record is from RefSeq and is a predicted model, not a curated record. Gene Ontology annotation, biological process: positive regulation of protein ubiquitination; negative regulation of apoptotic process; regulation of cell cycle. Bases 1 to 540 code for a protein of 179 amino acids. The transcript has a single exon. Gene Ontology annotation, molecular function: ubiquitin protein ligase activity; cysteine-type endopeptidase inhibitor activity involved in apoptotic process. Lineage: Eukaryota; Metazoa; Arthropoda; Insecta; Phasmatodea; Bacillidae. Gene Ontology annotation, cellular component: cytoplasm; nucleus.